AUGGAUAACAGGCGCACAAGGCGCUCAGGCAAGAAAUACACGGAGCUAAUAGAGCCGAUCAGUAAGAUUCUAUCGAAAGUUCAACACCUUUCGUUCUUCAAGUGGUUGCCCAAGAUGACGGGACCUCCUGAUGCGAGAAGACAGGAUAAGCGGUGUGAGUAUCAUAAAGACCAUGGUCACGACACCGAUAGUUGUUAUGCGUUAAAGGAUCACCUGGAAGAAUUGGUGCAAGACGGCUGUCUUACACAACACGUCAGAAAGAAUAAUUCAACAAAUACAGUAGCUCUAUGGCCGGAGUCACCUCCUCUUGGUGUAAUUCAUAUGAUAUACAGCUUGACGGCAUCAUCCGAGGUACAUACAAUUCAGUUGCAGUCUAGCUCCCAUAGCUCAAUGACGCUAGCGAAACGGCCCCAUGACACUGGAAGGAUUAGUUUCGAUGAUAGUGACUUAGUUGGAGUAACUCACCCCCACACUGAUCCCCUCGUCAUCGAGCUACACGUAAACAGAUUCACCAUUGAGAGUGUUCUCAUUGACCGGGGUAGCACUUCAGAAAUAAUGUAUUACAAAACUUUCAUCAAACUUGGCCUCACCGAUUUGGACCUGUCUCCGUCUGAUUACCCGUUAUUCGGCUUCAAUGCUAACCCAGAGUAUCCUUUGGGCAAAAUUACACUACCAGUACUGGCCAGCACCAGAUCAGUAGAUGUAGAAUUUCUGGUUGUCAAGCUUUCCUCGCCGUAUAAUCUCAUCAUGGGCAGAACUUGGUUACAUACAAUGCAAGCUGUGCCAAGCACCUAUCAUCAACUAUUUCGUUUUCCGACUGAGUGCGGUAUCGAACAAAUUCAUGGCUCUCAGAAAUCGGCACAAGCAUGCCAUCUUCUUACUGUAAAAAGACCAAGGGAGUUGGAAGUGCAUUCAAUUGAGGUACCGGAUAGGAAGAGCCUCGAAGAUGUUGGGAAGAUCCCAAGUGAAAAGGCAACUGAAGCCCUGGAUCGGGUCGAAAUUAACGGAAGUCCUGACAAGUUCUUUAUGAUCAACGCUUCCUUGGAUAAAGUUGAAAGAUAG
Camellia sinensis is the source of this 1062-nucleotide messenger RNA. The record is from RefSeq and is a predicted model, not a curated record. Lineage: Eukaryota; Viridiplantae; Streptophyta; Magnoliopsida; Ericales; Theaceae.